Molecule: messenger RNA, 2340 nt
Organism: Sphenostylis stenocarpa
Lineage: Eukaryota; Viridiplantae; Streptophyta; Magnoliopsida; Fabales; Fabaceae
Source: the annotation of a GenBank genome assembly
AUGGCUUCUCCUACUUCUCGGUUAUCUCUUUUAACGUUCCUCUCUGUUUCUUUCGUGUUUUUUCUUGUUUCUGUCGCAUCCUCAUCGGACGCUCCACGAACCUACAUAAUCCACGUGGCGCAAUCGCAGAAGCCCACGCUUUUCUCCACUCACCACCACUGGUACACAUCCAUCCUCCGCUCCCUCCCUCCCUCCCCCCACCCCGCUACCCUUCUCUACACCUACUCUGCCGCCGCUGCUGGCUUCUCCGUCCGCCUUACACCCUACCAGGCCUCCCACCUCCGCCGCCACCCCGCCGUCCUCGCCGUCGAGCCUGACCAGGUUCGCCAUCCCCACACCACUCACACCCCGCACUUCCUUGGCCUCGCUGACUCCUUCGGUCUCUGGCCAGGCUCCGACUACGCUGACGACGUCAUCGUUGGCGUCCUCGACACUGGAAUAUGGCCGGAGCUCAAGAGCUUCUCCGAUGACAACCUCUCUCCGGUUCCCUCCACGUGGAAAGGAUCCUGCCAAGUCUCACGCGACUUCCCCGCCUCCUCCUGCAAUAGAAAAAUCAUCGGCGCCAAAGCGUUCUAUAAAGGCUACGAAGCCUACCUCGAAAAUCCUAUUGAUGAAUCCGCCGAAUCGAAGUCCCCGCGAGACACCGAAGGUCACGGCACACACACCUCUUCCACCGCUGCUGGCGCCGUCGUUUCUAACGCGAGUUUGUUUCACUACGCGCAAGGCCAGGCCAGAGGAAUGGCCACAAAGGCUAGAAUCGCCGCUUACAAGAUCUGCUGGAAAUACGGUUGCUUUGAUUCCGACAUCCUCGCCGCCAUGGACGAGGCUGUCACCGAUGGUGUUCACGUGAUUUCCCUUUCCGUCGGCGCUUCUGGUUACGCGCCGCAGUAUUACCGUGACUCAAUCGCUUUGGGAGCUUUUGGCGCUGCUAGUCACAAUGUUCUGGUUUCGUGUUCUGCUGGGAACUCAGGGCCUGGUCCUUACACCGCUGUGAACAUUGCACCGUGGAUUUUAACAGUUGGAGCUUCCACCAUCGAUCGAGAGUUUCCUGCUAAUGUUAUUCUCGGGGACGGAAGGGUUUUCCGUGGGGUGUCUUUGUAUUACGGUGAAAGUUUGCCUGAUUUUAAGCUUCCAUUGGUUUAUGGUAAAGAUUGUGGAAACAGGUACUGUUACUUGGGAUCUCUGGAACCUUCUAAAGUUCAAGGGAAGAUUGUUGUUUGCGAUAGGGGUGGGAAUGCUAGGGUUGAGAAGGGGAGUGCAGUGAAGCUUGCUGGUGGGUUGGGAAUGAUUAUGACUAACACUGCAGAGAAUGGUGAAGAGCUUCUUGCUGAUGCACAUCUUUUGGCAGCUACUAUGGUGGGUCAAACUGCAGGGGAUAAGAUCAAGGAGUACAUAAGGUUGAGUCAGUACCCAACUGCGACUAUUGAGUUUGAAGGAACUGUGAUUGGGAGUUCUCCUUCUGCUCCUCAAGUUGCUUCAUUUUCUAGCCGUGGACCCAACCGUCACACUUCGGAGAUUCUCAAACCUGAUGUUAUUGCUCCUGGUGUUAACAUUUUGGCAGGGUGGACGGGGAGAGUGGGGCCUACGGAUUUGGAUAUUGAUCCUAGGAGGGUUGAGUUUAACAUAAUUUCGGGGACUUCUAUGGCUUGUCCUCAUGCUAGUGGCAUCGCUGCAUUGCUUAGGAAAGCCUAUCCUGAGUGGUCACCUGCAGCUAUUAAGUCUGCUUUGAUGACAACUGCUUAUAAUGUGGAUAAUUCUGGAGGGAAUAUCAAGGAUCUUGGAACUGGGAAGGAGUCAAAUCCGUUUAUUCAUGGGGCUGGUCAUGUUGAUCCCAAUAGGGCUCUUAACCCUGGAUUGGUUUAUGAUUCUGAUAGUAAUGACUAUUUGGCAUUUUUGUGCUCAAUUGGGUAUGAUGCUAAUCAGAUUGCGGUUUUCACUGGAGAGCCUGCUGCUGCAAAUGUUUGUGAAGGGAAAGUGGGUAGGACUGGGAAGUUUGCUAGUCCGGGUGAUUUGAAUUACCCUUCUUUCGCUGUGGAGUUGGGCGGGGUAAGUGAUGUGGUUAAGUAUAAAAGGGUUGUUACUAAUGUGGGAAGUGCUGUUGAUGCUGUUUACACUGUGAAAGUGAAUGCUCCACGGGGUGUUGAAGUUAGUGUGUCCCCCAGAACACUUGUGUUCAGUGGUGAAACCAGGACACUGGCAUUUGAGGUUGCGUUUAGUAGAGUUACACCCGAUACUUCUGAGAGUUUUGGGUCAAUUGAAUGGACUGAUGGAAGUCACGUUGUAAGGAGUCCAAUUGCUGUUACAUGUAAAUGGACUGACGAUUCCUCAUCAUCCCUUUGA